ACCCCAAGCCCUGAAUUGAACAGCUCUAAAAGUUUUAGCUUUGAGAUUUCUGAUGUGCUCUUCUAAUCGACUUUUCGGCAUACCAUACAUGACCGUGGUGUCUGUCUUCUGGAUGUCUGUCUCCGCCUCAUCAUGUCCAGGUAACAGUAUAACCAUCUGGGAUUCAGUAACGGGGCAAGUUCAGUGCCAGGACUGCUUGGUGUGUCCGGCGGGGCAGGGUCUCUCUGUGGACUGUGGUGAUAUAAUAUCGCCACAGACACCCAUCGUUUGUAAGCCAUGUGAGCUAGGCAGAACAUAUUCAUCUAAGAGCGAAGCCGGGGCGUGCAAGAGUUGUAUGAAUUGUGGAGAAUAUCGAGAGACUAUCAGCCCUUGCACCCUGACCUCUGAGGCAGUGUGCGGGACGAACUGUAAGCUUGGAGCUUACCCAGAAGAUAUGCUUAGCAUGUGUAGACCGUGUUCCGCUUGCUGCAACGACAAGGACGACAUCAUUGAGCCAGAGUGUCAAGUGCCGGGGGUGCCUAAAAACAAGCAGUGCAGCGAGCUUAGAUCAGAGAAGUGUAGCAAGGUGAUAGCUAAUGUGAGUGUCAGUAAAAGGGUACUUGACGCGGAGGCCAAUCUCUCCGCGUCAUCAUUGGCAACCUUAACAAAAGUGCAAGUGUCCACUCCAGUCACAGAGCACUUUAAAAAGGAUUCAGCUUCCACGGAAGAUGUUUCUUCAUCACAUGGUAAGAUGAUUGGCGUUGCAAUUGGAGUUCCAUUAAUGAUCUUAGUGCUGGUGGCGCUUAUCCUUAUCGUGAAAAAAAGACGUACAAGGCAAGCAUGUAAAAAGCCUGGCGAUAAUGAUGUGGAAAGGCUUGAUGUACAGGGGAGUAUAAGGCCAGCCAAGGACGAAGAGUCUAAUCAACUGCCACUUCCAGUGCAAGAAAGUGAGUAUCUCACAGUAGCGAAGCCGGAAACACAACUUCCGGCUGAAACAAAAGUAUAAUCAUUCCUUUUUUCAAGGGAUCAGUUAGUAUUUUUCGCCUGGGGUGGGGCGAAGGAUUUUGGAGGAUCACGUGAUUUUCAGGGAGAAGGGGGGGGUCAGUCGUCGCCAACAGAGUACAAAGGGCUGACUACAGGAAAUUGACUGCCGAUGAAUUGCCAAUGAGGAGAAGGGGAUCACAAGAAUAUCACAAAGCUUUAAGGGCGGAGCAGGUGAACUUAUCGUGAGUCAACCAAACUCCUCCACCCCCAUGGCCGAUAAAUAAAGACCAGUCCCUAAUGAAUCAU
Molecule: messenger RNA, 1269 nt
Organism: Pocillopora verrucosa
Lineage: Eukaryota; Metazoa; Cnidaria; Anthozoa; Scleractinia; Pocilloporidae
Source: RefSeq, a predicted model, not a curated record